This is a messenger RNA of Opisthorchis viverrini, 2542 nucleotides long. RefSeq lists its product as hypothetical. The record is from RefSeq and is a predicted model, not a curated record. Gene Ontology annotation, cellular component: dynactin complex. Gene Ontology annotation, molecular function: zinc ion binding. The transcript has 12 exons. NCBI's taxonomy places the organism in Eukaryota, Metazoa, Platyhelminthes, Trematoda, Opisthorchiida, Opisthorchiidae. Bases 17 to 2542 code for a protein of 841 amino acids.
CGCGGCGACUGACAACAUGACGACCUACAUGGAGUUAGAUCGUUGCCAAUUUUUAUGUUCAUGCCGAAGGACCAGCUCCUUGUUUCGUCUGUACUUCUGCAGGCACUGCCUUGCUAUUCGGUGCGCCAACUGUGUGUCACACGAGGUUGAUUCACACUAUUGUCCGAAUUGCUUGGAGAACAUGGCAAGCGCUGAGGCCAAGAUACGCAAACAUCGUUGUGGGAACUGUUUCGAUUGCCCCAGCUGUGGACACACCUUAUCUACGCGCGCAACCGCCACGAUGUUACCAAAGCCGGAUGAUCCAAGUAAAACAAUGGCACAAAAGGCCUACUACUUGACCUGUUCAUUUUGUCGGUGGAGCACACGAGAUAGUGGUAUCCCAGAUCAGCGUCAGUCAACCGGUGGUUGGCAAGAAACUCCUAGUCCACAUGCGAAACGCAUUGCCGAGCUGAUCGAUAGCUAUCAUCAUCUUGCUGUCAAGGAAAAAGCUGAUCGUGAGUGGAGCAAAUUUGUUCGGAAAAGAAACUACAUGAUAUUGCUUGAACGCUAUCCGGUUUUGAAUCCCCGUUUACGCCGUUAUUGUUCCUCUUCCUGGACGACACCAAAUCGUGAAACAGAGCCGGCCAAGAAAGUCAACAUCCCUGCGGCAGAAGCCCCUGAAGGACCUGUGACGUUCGAUCUGGAUCCUUACAUCAAUCAACCACUACAGUUGGAAAAAAUCACAACGAUAAGGCAACGACAUCUUGCUCCACAAGUUCAACCAAAACUAACAGCCCAACUGCAACCACAUCCCAAAUGUUUAGUGGUCAAACGGUCAAUGCGAUGCCGAACGUGUGAGCACAACUUGAGCAAGGCGGAUUUCAAUCCGAGUUCGAUAAAGUUUCGCAUCAAUCUAAGCGCAAUGUACCAUGUGCCAGAGUUGCGAUUCAUUCUUCCACCUCCAUCAACAGGAGCUACGGAUGUCCAGGCGGUCCCACCACCACAGCGCCGUACAUCUUCCACGUGGUCAGCGCUAAGUUCUGGUCGCUUGGUGCAUUAUGAUUAUGCACCCGGGAAGACCCAACAAAUCACGCUGACCAUUUGUAAUCCGGCCCAUCGGGUCACCACAGUGACUCUGCAGCAGUUGACCCCUGAGGAAGAAGCUUGUUGUCUCGGGCACCUGGUCCUCGGAUCCGAUUGUACCGAUCUGUCUCCGAAGGCCGCAUCAGACGAGUGUGGUGCGGGUGUACAAGAUAGCACUCCAGUGGUCGGAUCCGCUGGUGACACGAAUUUGGAUGGUCCCAAAGAUCCUUGUUUCUCGACUGUCAAGUUAACCUUACCGCCGGGUGAAAUCAAACUAGCUGCCAGGAACGCCAUGGCAGAAUACGAUGAAAACUUGCCCGCCAGUCUAUCUGUAGAAGGCCAGACAGAUCCCAAAGUCGUCGCAUUUCGUCGUGGUAACAAGGUCGGCAUUCAUGUGGGUAUGACUCCACUGAGUAAUGUGCGGUUUCCUCGUUCAAAGCUUUCACUUGCCCCCGUAUUUGAGGAAGGUCAAGAAGACACUCCACCGAUCUCUUCGGAACACUCGCUUGUUCCGCUUCGGGCUGCUGUUCGCCUACAGUUUGAUUACAAAAAUGUCACAACCAGCUUGCUGUCUGAACAACGAGCAGCCGCUGCAGCGGCGGCCGCUGCUGCUGCCGCUGUCACGGCCUCUACUUCGGUGAAAGACAGUAAAGACACGGGAGAAGCCGCGACACCACAAACGGCGAGCUCUAGUCCGACGGAUCAAAUCAGCCAGAUCUCGUUCCGGCUGCGCACCUCUGGUGAUGCACAGGCUGGAUAUGCUGGAGUGGGUAUUGUAUUGAGCGAACGAGCGGAAGCGACUCGGCUUGACAGUCGCCUUUGUGCGGUUUCUUUGGAAACAUCUGUGAGAGAACCCAGAGAAAGUGAGAUUCAUCACACCCUGUUCAAUCUGUCUGCUUACGCCUCAACUGACUGUAGCUCUGAAGCUGCCAAGGACAGUUUCUAUGACGCUCUAGGUGCCCUUCUACAGCAGACUAAAAGCUCAGAUACCAUUAUGGUUGCUAGUGACAUAAACGUCCAGGUGGAUCUUGCGCGUACGCUGAAUUCCCUCUGCAUUGGUGUAUGUUUGUCAGAAACAGGGAUGCAUGACGCAAGUACUGUGAUCGAACUGACUGCCCCCUCGCUCUCUUCCAGGUUCCGGCUGCGCACCUCUGGUGAUGCACAGGCUGGAUAUGCUGGAGUGGGUAUUGUAUUGAGCGAACGAGCGGAAGCGACUCGGCUUGACAGUCGCCUUUGUGCGGUUUCUUUGGAAACAUCUGUGAGAGAACCCAGAGAAAGUGAGGUUCAUCACACCCUGUUCAAUCUGUCUGCUUACGCCUCAACUGACUGUAGCUCUGAAGCUGCCAAGGACAGUUUCUAUGACGCUCUAGGUGCCCUUCUACAGCAGACUAAAAGCUCAGAUACCAUUAUGGUUGCUAGUGACAUAAACGUCCAGUAUAUAACAUUCUUCCCCGCCGGAGGGAUUGUCAGGAAAAUAUAA